Molecule: messenger RNA, 2270 nt
Organism: Pocillopora verrucosa
Lineage: Eukaryota; Metazoa; Cnidaria; Anthozoa; Scleractinia; Pocilloporidae
Product: trichohyalin-like
Source: RefSeq, a predicted model, not a curated record
GUCGGCUGUAGAAUGUUUUUACUUCAAAAAUUCCAUGGAAAUCAGAUACUUCACAGUUUUGGGUCAGCCCCUCCCCUGCAAAAAGUAAAAGCUUACAUGGUCCCUCCGGAAAUGGUUCAAAAACAUGGCGGUCAAGAGUAACCUCGGCCGUUGUACUCGCUCGCGGAAGACAGCUACAAACGGUGGCAUGUCGGAUGACCUAGAAAAUAAACCAGCAACUCGUACGCUUCGUUCGAAAAAGUCUGUUCUCUUGGUUUCGGAGAAAAUGGAUAACUGUAAGGUUGUAAUAGAAAAACUGAAGUCAGACUUUGUCAACACAGUCAGGCAUGCGAAGAUUGGACGAAAACGAAGAAGGGUGGAAAGUGAAGACGAAGCUGUAAUAGAGGAAGAGGAGCAAGAAAAAGAAGAGAAGUCUACAGCAAAGCGAACAAGAACUACCAAGAAAAAGAUAGAGGCAAAAGGGGAAGCAUCAAGUGGAAGGAAACAAGAAGUUCACUAUACUUCAACAAGAGAAAAACUGAAAGCUGUGCUUAGAGAGCCAUCACCUUAUUCAGUGUCCAAGUCACCCAUACCACGUUCCCUAAGUACUACCAAGCCCUCUCCAGAAGGGAAAAGCCCACAACAGUUAGCUUCUGGUGCUGGUUCACACCUUAAAAUGAUGAGGGCACCUGAUGACAGUAGUCAGGAGGACUCAGAGAUUGUAAUUGUGAAAGAAGAUCCUGUUGCAUUUGGUUCUUCGAAAGACAAGAUGCUUUUGACUGAGAAGGAGAGGGGAAGACGUGAUAUCAGGGACUCUGCUACAGAGUUAAAUUUCAGAUCUCAAGAACACUUAUCAGCUGAACAGUUGAGAAAGUAUCAGUAUCAUCAGCAAAUGUUGCACUUUUAUUUGGCAUAUAACUCAGCAGCUCAAGCCCAGCUGCUCUCAAACAUGCCACCAGAACAGCAGAUGCUCUAUCAACAGAUGUUGUUUGAGCAGGAGAAACAGGGAAUGCGCAGCAGCAGCAGUUCAGGUCAUACUGAAACAAGAACGUUUGAGAAGAAAGAAACUCAAAAACCAAGUGACAGAACUCAAGAUGAACGAAGAUCAGAUGAGGUGAAUAAGAAAGCAAUGCCUGCAAGGACCUCUCCUGAUGAAAGUGAAUUUCGGCGAUUUCCAGGGAAAAGUGAGAGUUUACCAUAUCCAUCAUCACAUGGCUCAUCACCCAAGAUGACACAACACAAGCUGUCUUCUGAUGAACCUCCUGAAAAGAAAAGCAGGGUUGAUGAAGCGUAUGAACGUGAGAGAGAGAUGGAACGUCUGAAGUACGAAAAGGAGGAGGAAUAUCUUCAGAUGCAAAAGCAAAAGCAGCGGAUGUCAAUGUUUAAGAAACUGGAGAAUGAAAUGGGUGGCACCUUUCACAAGCAACAAAAAACUCCAGAAGGGUCAGAAAGAAGUGGAAAUCUUAGUAGAGAGGAGGAAAAAAUGGAAAAUAGGAGUGAAAGUGGAAGGGAUGAUGAACCUCCUGAAAAGAAAAGCAGGGUUGAUGAAGUGUAUGAACGUGAGAGAGAGAUAGAACGUCUGAAGUACGAAAAGGAGGAGGAAUAUCUUCAGAUGCAAAAGCAAAAGCAGCGGAUGUCAAUGUUUAAGAAACUGGAGGAUGAAAUGGGUGGCACCUUUCACAAGCAACAAAAAACUCAAUAGCAUUUGAAGAUGACACUAGUAAUGCAAUAUUUGAAGAGGAUGUUGCAUUUAUCAAGUCAAGUUCAAGAUCUGCCUGGUUUUCAAGCUCAAAAAAUUACAUGUAGAAAAUUAGAAUCAACAAUUCGUGUCAGUAUAAUUUGCUUCUAUAUAUUAUUUUAAAUCCUUGAAUCCAAAGAAAGAGUGUCGGGCUUUUAAUUUCUUCUCACAGUAUCACCCUUGAAUCAGAGUUAAAUUAAGGGCGUGAGAAAAAAGGAAAUAAUCACCGAUUUUGGAAGCACCUGAUUGUUAAUAAAACAAAUUCUCCUUACCAGUACCACAGGAAAAGUAUAGAGAACAGUGUGGAGAAUAUGGAUACUAAUGUAAGGGUGUAAAGGGUUUUCAAAAAAAAAAUCCCAAAACAGUCUUAUCAUUUUGUCUUUUUAUGUUCACUGGUGAAUUGUGGAGUCUUAAAAACUGCGUUUUCAACAUUAAUUGAAGUGCACAGGAAUUUUUUUUUGAGAUUGCUCAUCGCUAAAUAACAAUAACCAAACAAAGUUGGUAGAAAGAUUUUAUUCACAUGAAUAAACUACGUUAGAGUUCCUACAUUUUA